CGUGGCUUGUUGGCAUACCGGCACGCUGCCUCUGCGCCUGGCGGCAGCUCGGAGGAGAGGGGCGGUUGGUGUGGCUUCCAUUGUUCAGGAUCUGGGGCGCCAUGAGGGGCGACAGAGGCCGAGGUCGUGGCGGGCGCUUUGGUUCCCGAGGAGGCCCGGGAGGAGGGUUCAGGCCCUUUGUGCCCCACAUCCCGUUUGAUUUCUACUUGUGUGAAAUGGCCUUCCCUCGGGUUAAGCCAGCACCUGAUGAAUCUUCCUUCAGUGAGGCAUUGCUGAAAAGAAAUCAGGACCUUGCUCCCAAUUCUGCUGAACAGGCCUCUAUCCUUUCUCUGGUGACAAAAAUAAACAAUGUGAUUGACAAUUUGAUUGUGGCCCCAGGGACAUUUGAAGUGCAAAUUGAAGAAGUGCGACAGGUUGGAUCAUAUAAAAAGGGAACAAUGACUACAGGACAUAAUGUGGCUGACCUGGUGGUAAUCCUAAAGAUUCUGCCAACAUUGGAAGCCGUUGCUGCGCUAGGGAACAAAGUCGUGGAAAGCCUAAGAGCACAGGAUCCUUCUGAAGUUUUGACCAUGCUGACCAAUGAAACUGGCUUUGAGAUCUGUUCCUCUGAUGCUACAGUGAAGAUUUGCAUUACAACAGUGCCACCCAAUCUCCGAAAACUGGAUCCAGAACUCCAUUUGGACAUCAAGGUGUUGCAGAGUGCCUUAGCAGCCAUCCGACAUGCCCGCUGGUUUGAAGAAAAUGCUUCUCAGUCCACAGUUAAAGUUCUCAUCAGACUUCUGAAGGACCUGAGGAUUCGUUUUCCUGCCUUUGAGCCCCUCACACCCUGGAUCCUUGACCUACUCGGGCACUAUGCCGUGAUGAACAACCCCACCAGACAGCCUUUGGCCCUCAAUGUGGCAUACAGGCGUUGCUUGCAGAUUCUGGCUGCAGGACUGUUCUUGCCAGGGUCAAUGGGUAUCACAGACCCCUGUGAGAGUGGCAACUUCAGAGUACACACGGUCAUGACUUUGGAACAGCAGGACAUGGUCUGCUACACAGCUCAGACUCUGGUCCGAAUCCUCUCACAUGGUGGCUUUAGGAAGAUCCUUGGCCAGGAGGGUGAUGCCAGCUAUCUUGCUUCUGAAAUAUCUACCUGGGAUGGAGUGAUAGUGACACCUUCAGAAAAGGCUUAUGAGAAGCCACCAGAGAAGAAGGAAGGGGAGGAAGAGGAGGAGAAUACAGAAGAACCACCUCAAGGAGAGGAGGAGGAAAGCAUGGAGACUCAGGAGUGACUCCCUUCUCUCCACCCUUUCUUACCCAAGGGGAAGAUUGGAGCCUGAGCCAACUGCUAUUGGGCUCUAUGGUGGCAUUUCUGAGGGCUGGGGGAGACAGGAAAGAAAAUAAAAAUAAACCACGGAAGGAAAUGUCAUCCCGCUGAAUUCUUAUGUUGCUUAGUAGCCAGAAGUCUCCCAUCUCUAGUGAAGCAGGUUACCAACUUUUCUUCAUGAUAUUGUAGAAUCCCCGGCUCCUUGAAACCUCUCUUAACCAACCUCUCUUUGUUGUUGAAAUGUCAACUGUUCAUGCCUGGAAAUUUUUUUUUUUCUAAGAAAAAUAAAGUACUUCCUACUAGGGCU
Myotis davidii is the source of this 1616-nucleotide messenger RNA. RefSeq names its product interleukin enhancer binding factor 2 (gene ILF2). The transcript has 14 exons. Lineage: Eukaryota; Metazoa; Chordata; Mammalia; Chiroptera; Vespertilionidae. The coding region runs from base 102 to 1274 and encodes 390 amino acids. The record is from RefSeq and is a predicted model, not a curated record.